Messenger RNA from Manduca sexta (tobacco hornworm), 2091 nucleotides. Its product is annotated as glucose dehydrogenase [FAD, quinone]. The transcript has 4 exons. Bases 153 to 1724 code for a protein of 523 amino acids. NCBI's taxonomy places the organism in Eukaryota, Metazoa, Arthropoda, Insecta, Lepidoptera, Sphingidae. The record is from RefSeq and is a predicted model, not a curated record. Gene Ontology annotation, molecular function: oxidoreductase activity, acting on CH-OH group of donors; flavin adenine dinucleotide binding.
CGACUGCACAAAUUAUUUAAGAUUUAGACAAAACAGUGGAUAUACAUUUUUUUUCAUGGAAAAGUAUCUCUAUAUUUUAUUAAACUAAAGUUAUAAAGUGUGAGAUCAGGCGAUACAAGAUACACACACCCAAUUAUAUCAAAAGCUACAAGAUGGACCUUCUUGGUUCUCUGUCAAGCGCUCUAGAGGUAGUCCUCACGACUCCUCUAAUCCGAUUGAUACAAUCUGCAUUAGCCUUGUAUGCGACUCUGAAUUCGAAUGCCUCAGAUUACCCUCUGGAUUACUCGUCUAAAGUUUCAGCCGGGGAACAUGCUGACUUCAUUAUAAUAGGCGCUGGCUCAGCGGGCUGCGUGCUGGCCAACAGACUGACUGAGAUCAGCAACUGGACGGUCAUACUCGUGGAGGCAGGGACCUAUCCCUCUAUCGAAUCUACAGUACCGGGUUUGUAUUCACUCGUGGACUACUCUUUCGAAGACUGGAACUAUUACACAGUCGAUGACGGAUACACAAGCCAAGCGCACAAAUCAAAGAACAUACACCUCACCAGAGGCAAAAUGCUCGGAGGCUCCAGUGGUGCUAACUACAUGCUUUACGUUAGAGGAAAUAAGAGGGACUACGACGAAUGGGAAGAAAACGGACUGCAGGGAUGGUCUUGGGACUCUGUACUACCUUACUUUAUAAAGAGCGAGCGCCUGCAUUCAAAGGAAAUAUUGGCAAGCCCUUCAGCUGAUCUACACGGUACAGAUGGAUAUCUAGGCGUUACUCGGCCACUCUGGCAGGGAAAAGUAGAAAACGACUUAGAAGCGUUCAAGGAGAAUGGGCAUGCAAUUUUAGUCGAUACUAAUGGAUACAAUCAGCUAGGAUACUCUUUACCUACAUUUACUAUAGACAAUAAGACUCGACAGAGCACGUCGAUUGCAUUUCUUAGACCUAUAAAAGACCGUGAAAAUCUGCGAGUAUUGGUAAACACUUAUUGCAGGAAGAUUCUUUUUGAUGGAAACAUGCGGGCAAUUGGUGUAGAGGUAAAGCUACCAAACGGAAAAAUUAUAAAUCUGACCGCUGAUAAAGAAGUAAUACUUUCGGGUGGAGCUAUUAACAGUCCACAAUUAUUAAUGUUAUCUGGCGUCGGACCCAAAAAACAUUUGGAAGAAAUGGGCAUACAAGUUUUACUCGAUGCACCAAAUGUAGGCGAAAAUCUCCAGGACCACUCCACAGUUCCAAUAUUUAUAAAUAAAGGCAAGAAUAUUUCAUCGUUGCUUGAUAAUGUUGAUAUAGUAAAAAAUCUAGACAAAUAUCCUAAUCCUGUACUAGCGGGACACGUGGCGUUGAAUAAAUCACAAACAUAUCCUGAUUAUCAAAUCAUAGCCAUGCCGUUGGAUGUUGGUUCUCCGAUAACUUUGCUUGCUUGUAGCUAUGUUACUAGAUAUGAAAAUGAUAUAUGUGAGCAAUUAGUCCAGAUCGGAGAGAAAAAUCAACUACUUUUUGUAUUUAACACUCUACUUCAUCCAAAGUCCAGAGGAAGGGUUUAUUUGAAAAGUAAGAACCCAGAGGAGAAAGCACUCAUAUAUAAUGGUUAUUACUCGGACCCAGACGAUCUGGAUAAACAUACGAAGAUUGUGGAAGAUUUUCUUACUGUUUUAAAUACAACGCAAAUGCGAAAGAUCAAUGCAACAGUUUUUAGUUCUCUAAGUCAAUGUAAGGGAUUUAAUGAUGAACACUCCUGAAUUUUGGAAUUGCUAUAUUUUGAACAUGGUCACUACUUUGUGGCAUCCUGUAGGGACGUGUGCAAUGGGGCCUGAGGGAGCAGGUGUAGUAGAUGCUUCGUUCCUCGUGUACGGUACUGAAGGCCUUCGAGUGAUAGACGGGAGUGCGAUGCCGAAGAUAGUUAGUGGAAACACAAACGCGCCAAUCAUCAUGAUGGCCGAGAAAGGCGCUGAUGAGAUCAAAAAGGCCUAUGGAAUACGUAUAUCUUAAGACGCUCAAAUACUAUGCGUGAUUUAUUACUGGGCUAUGUACUUUUAUGGCAUUUUUUUAUUAAAUAUAUAUACAUAUAUACCUAUAUAUUUUAUUAAAUAUACUUUAUAGUCUAAA